CAUACGAACGCACGCGUCUACCUCUGCUCCUUCCAAGCACUUUACCCGAGUUUAAACAACAGGCGAAUCUUUAUUACCUAAUGCCAGCUUCGAUGUCACCGGUCUAGUUUGAGUGCUUAGUUUUACGGUGUGAAUCCUGGACGCGUCUUGAUCUCCUGCGACUACCUCUGAGCUCCUAACCUAACAGGUGUUGGGGGGCACGCCGCCCGGAGAGCGAACAUGUCCAAUGGGAAAGACGCAAAUGCUUCAGUUAAAUCCUCACAGAUGACCCUGAAAGAGUGUCUGGAUGAAUGUGUGGAGGCCUUGGAUCUCUUCCUUAACAACCACUUCAGCGAGAGCCUGGAGAGGCUGCGGCCAAGGGUGAAUGAGAGUAUGUACCAUGCUCUUAUCUACGCCACUGUGCUGGAAAUGCAGGCCAUGAUGACGUUCCAGCACGAUGACAUCAGCAACGCAGGAAAUACCAUGAAGAGUGCCCAGGAGGUCUGUCAGAGGUUUCGACAGAAAUCCCCAGGUUUGGCCAACAAGUCGGAAUCACUUACUGAAGUGCAGCUUCAUGCUGAAGUGUGUUAUGCAGAGUGCCAACUCCAAAGAGCUGCUCUCACCUUCUUACAGGAUGAGAACAUGGUGAGUUUUAUCAAAGGAGGGAUCAAAGUACGAAACAGUUACCUGAUUUACAAAGACCUGCAUUCCUUCAUAAAAUCUCACAACUGUCUCAAAGGACCCAGCCACAGUCACUUAGAGGGAGGGAUAUCAUUUGGAAUAGGGGCGUUUAAUCUGACGCUCUCUCUAUUCCCCCCGCGGAUACUCAGAGUUUUGGAGUUCGCAGGCUUUUCAGGAGACAAGGAAUAUGGUCUGUCCCUGCUGCGUGACGGUGCCACAGGGAUGAAUCUGCGCUCCAUGCUGUGUGCUCUGCUCCUGCUCUGCUACUACACCUUCCUCACCUUCAUACUAGGUAGGACAGGGGAGGGCGAGGUGGCUGAGGCUGAAAGUCUGCUCAAACCUUUCCGGCUUCGUUACCCGCGGGGAGCGAUAUUCCUCUUCUUUGCAGGCAGGACUGAGGAGAUCAAAGGAAACAUUGAUGAGGCGGUGGCGCUCUUUGAAGAUGGCUGCAAGGCCCAGCAGGCGUGGAAGCAGUUCCACCACAUGUGCUACUGGGAGCUGAUGUGGUGCUUCACCUACAAACGAGCGUGGAAGAUGGCCUACUUCUACGCAGACCUGCUGAGCCAGGAGAGCCGCUGGUCCAAGGCCAUGUAUGUGUACAUGAAAGCUGCUUACCUCAGUAUGCUGCCUAAGGAUGAGGCCAGGCCGUUUGGGGAGGACGAGGUACAACUCUUCAGACAAGUGCCAACCUUCAAGCAGAAGAUAGCAGGGAAGUCUCCUCCGACUGAGAAGUUUGCUAUUCGUAAAGCCAGACGCUACAAGGCUCAACGCCCAGUCAAGCUGCCAGUACCAGUGCUGGAGAUGAUGUACAUGUGGAAUGGUUUCAGUAUGAUCAGCAAACGACCAGAGCUGACUGAAGGCAUGAUGCAGACUUUGGUGGAGGCAGAGCGCUCCCUGCUGGAGGCUCCUGAGAACGAGUAUUCGGUGGACGACCGCUGUGUGAUCCACCUUCUGAAGGGUCUCUGUUUGAAGAACCAGGGUUUACUCCAGGCUGCUGAGGAGUGCUUCAACAAAGUGUGUUCCAGUGAAAAGAAGAUCAAGUUUGACCACUACCUGGUGCCCAACUCCCUGGUGGAGCUCAGUCUGCUCUACAUAGACCAAGGCAGAAGGGACGAGGCUAUUAAACUGCUGCAGAAGGCCAAACAAAACUACAAGGAUUACUCGAUGGAGUCUCGUACGCAGUUCAGGGUGCACGCCGCUCUGGCCAAACUGAAGGCUGACCCUGGUGAAGAUGAGGACACUCAUCUGUAAAAAAAGACCUUUCUUCCUGACUGCAGAGGCUCUUCACAGUGGACCCUCCAUUUCCCUCACACUGUUGACUGUUUUUAACUUGAUACCCAGUUUUUUUUUUUUAACCUCUAUGCAUUUUUUCAACCAGUGAAUACUGAGUGUUUUAUCUUUGUGCUGGGAUACCUUUUCAGGUAUUUUUGCAUCACAGUUUGCGACAACACCUCACUGGACAAAGGUAUAACCUGAUUAUUUACAAGAGCGGUCCUGUCCACAGAAAGACUUCAAAGAGAAUUGAACGUGGCAAGUUGAAAUUUCAAGUUGAGGGACGUUGAAUUUCACUGUCUUCCGUAGGUUAACACAGACUCGAGUGUAUAUAGAGUAGAUGUUUUAUUUUAUGGAUGUUUUUAUCGUUUACAUCGAAUAUUAAACUACACAAAAUCUUAAUCAACAGCUGAUUGAUAUCACUAUAAAUAGUAAAUGUAAUAAAUUUUGACUUAAUGAAA
Seriola dumerili (greater amberjack) is the source of this 2393-nucleotide messenger RNA. Its product is annotated as tetratricopeptide repeat protein 39A-like. Gene Ontology annotation, molecular function: protein binding. The transcript has 18 exons. NCBI's taxonomy places the organism in Eukaryota, Metazoa, Chordata, Actinopteri, Carangiformes, Carangidae. Bases 220 to 1911 code for a protein of 563 amino acids. The record is from RefSeq and is a predicted model, not a curated record.